Alternaria triticimaculans is the source of this 5277-nucleotide messenger RNA. RefSeq lists its product as uncharacterized. The record is from RefSeq and is a predicted model, not a curated record. Lineage: Eukaryota; Fungi; Ascomycota; Dothideomycetes; Pleosporales; Pleosporaceae. The transcript has 3 exons. Gene Ontology annotation, biological process: carbohydrate metabolic process. The coding region runs from base 1 to 5277 and encodes 1758 amino acids.
AUGGUUUUAGAUACAGAACGACCUCCUCUUCCGGCACCUACUGAACCCUCGACUCUCGAUUCCGCAGACGAAUCAACCUACCACAUAGACGAAAUCAACACCGACGUCUCCAACCGCACCGACAGAACCUCGUACUCCGUCCCCGACGACGGCACCCCCAUCACCAUCAACACCACCUCGCCCACCAAGCCCCGCGGCCAAGCGAGGCUCUCCCGCAAGUUCCCCUCGCAGACGUCGCUGCUCAUUGAGUACUUCGAGUCCGGCAAGGACGAAGGCCAGGCCGGCUCGCGAGGCAGCGUGCGCGUCCGCGUCACCCCCUCGUCUCGCAAGAGCAGGCACUCGACCGCGAGCGACAACGUCCAGAUCACCCAGACGUCCGCCAAGCGCAACUCCCACGCGCCCUCCUACUCCAAGCGCCUCUCGCUCGCGACGAGCAAGUCGUACUCCGAGCUCUACGACUCGCGCACCGUCGCCUACUCCGACCUCUCCAACAUCUCCUCCCUGCCGCCCGUCGACAUCGAGCUGCUGCCCAACCACAGCGACCUGUCUACCGACGGCGGCCGCUUCCUCCCCAUGCCCUCGGACAUAUCGUCCAUGCCCGCAGACAGCAUGACUGGCCAAACAGAGAUCCUCCCGCCCGCGCGGCGCCGGACCCGCAGCAUGGAACGCGACGCUGUCACCGAGUCCAUGGUAUCAGAGGCCAUCCAGGACACCCUCAAGGCACCCCGCCACCACCGCAGCAGAAGUCUCAGCAAAGACCGCAUCACACAGCGCGUCAUGGAGAAACUGGCGCAGCAGGCCGCAGAGGGCGGUGCUGCCCGAUCAAAACACAGCUCUUCAAAGUCAAGAGACACGUCCAGACGGCGGGAAGACGAGCUUGCCUCGCCCCGCAAGUCGCACCGCAGACGGAGCAAGGACGUCGAGCAAGCGAGUGGCACGGAGUCCAGCUACCUCUCCUCAAACGCCGACCGUCGUUCGCACGUCUCUGGGACCUCCUCCAUCAACAACCCCAAACUACUGGCCACAGUGGAGGACGCCAUCAAGCGCCUCAUCCUCCCCGAGCUGAAUGCGCUGAAAGAAGAGAACCGCACCUCCAGGAACAUGGACAAGUUCGACCGCGCGAACCGUGACAGCAUAGCCACCUUCGAAACCGUCGAAUCAGCCGGCUCUCGCGACCCAUCCAGACGCCGUGUGUCCAAAUCCUCGAGCGCACCCAAACUCCACAGCAACAAGCCCAAAGUUGUCCUCAACCGGGAUGGCGACGAUCCAGGGACGACACUGGCUGGCGGAUCAAGUCGCAAGAGCGAGCGACGAUCCAGCCGGGGCUCCAUUUCAAGCUACGCUGAUUCGACUACCCGUGAGGAGAAGGCGAAGUCCCAUCGGAGACAGAGCAGUAGCAAAGACAGCACCAUGUCUCAACGAGAUGCUGCUCUAGUUGGACUCGCUGGAGCUGGCCUUACCACUGCCGCUCUCAAGCAUCAUACUUCACGGGAAGAGAAGGAGGAGGAACGCAAACAGCGCAAGCAUCGUUCCUCCCGCAGCAGUCGAUCCGCAAGCGUAUCCGAAAGUGUGCACGAGGAGCCUCGUGUCAAGGAACGCGUCCCUCCCCUACCCUUCAACCACAGCGAGCUCAUCGGAGGAUCCGAGCUCACUCGCGACUCAAUCCUAUCCGCAGAGACCGAGACCAAGGAGAGACCGCAGUCGAGGUCAUCCGUCAGCACUGGCAUAACAGGCACGGGUGCUGAGACGCCUCUUCAACAAGUCCCUCGCGGAUACAUCUCGCCAUCACCACGCACACCAACCCGCACACCUAAUGCUCUGCAACAAACGCUCGGCACGUCCCAUAGCAACAAAUCUACCAACGAGGUCCGCACAUCAACGCCGAAGAGUGACCGCAGCUGGACCUCACGCUCGAAAGAAGCCACCGACGCCAGCUUAAAUGCAGCAGCUGCUGCCAAAGCCCGCGCAAUCGAGCGAUCCGGGCCCCAAGCUUCAGAAUACGAGAUCGAAAGCGACACGCAAUCAAGACGUGGUGACACUGUCAGCCCAAUACAGAGCGAGGCUAGCUAUCGGGGAGAUGCGCAAACCACGGGCUCACCACGAAGAAUGCACUCUAUCCGUAGUGGACCUUCGGUGUCUUCUCUCGGCCAUCAAUUCGAGCGAAGGGAGUCCAACCUCUCCAUUGCAUCACUCUCAUCGACGACUAGCACCAAGGCGGCGGCACGCACCCGUAAGCGACCUCAGGGCGUUACUCUCGAAAGCAAGAGGUCUAUCCUCAAUGAGGAUGCAACCACCAAGGACACCAAGCAAUUCUUCGAUCGCAACCACGAGAAGAAUGACAUGUACCGACGUGAACUUGAGGAUAGCUCUGUGAACUACAACCGUAUGACCAUGUACACCGACGAUAGCACAGGAGUGGAAUACCUCGACCACGAGCAGAAGGUCGGUGAUCUUCAGGACAUUCGCAAGGUCGGCACAAUUCCUGAAUACGUCCACACACCACUGGCCGUGGAGUCUGCUGUCGCCUCCCUACAUGACGAGCAGUCCACCCUCAGCGUUCGAUCCUCUAUGGCCACAAGCCCGCUCAAGAAGAGCACGCUGUCGCAGGUUCACACGAACCCAGCUUACGUCCAAACCGACGAAGUACCUGCCGGCCAGAGGUGGGCCGCCAUUCGCGACAAGGCCGAAGCUCUGCAACAGGAACGACGUGCCGAGGAGCCUCCAAAGCAAAACAUUGCUCGUGAGAACUCUCCUAGGCAAAGCAUCGCGCAAUCCGAGGCACAGUCUGAGGAUGCCAUGUCGAUGGAUGAACCGAUACAGAUGCAUCACAGCGCCUACCCAGUUGGUGACAACGAUAUGAUGCCUGAGAUUGGCUACGGCAUGGAUGAUGACUCGGAUGUAACUACCAACCCAUCGAUCAUCCAAGGGCCAAUCGGAGGAGGCGACGGCUACCACGAUCGUACCGACGAGCUGCUCAGCCGACAAGAAGAGCGAGAGCGUACUCCCACCUCUUUCAGCAAGGGUGCCCUCGGACUCGGAGCUGGAGCUGCUGCCAUGGCCGCUGCUGCUGCUUACGAAAGAGAAGAGCAGCAGAGUCCGGCUUCGUUCGAUCAACGACACCAGGCCACCGUAGAAGAUGAAUAUGAUCAUCCCUAUCCAGGUGAGCAACAAUACGAGCAGUCAGGCUAUGCGCAGAGUAACCGCACUCCUUUGUCAGGCCAAACCGGCUGGAAAGACGAGGGUUACCAGUCGGCUAACCAACGUGAAGCGUACACGCCACAAAACCGCAAUCACUCAAAGAUCUUUGAUGAUGACGGCUACGGUGAUGAGUACAAUGGCGCGGACCUUGGCAGCCCUGACAUGUUUGCUGCUCGUGCCAAACAUGACCGACAUGUUAGUGGCAACUCACAUGGCAUGACUUCUCCUCUCUACGACGCAGCUACCGGCAAAGGCAUGGACCGCAUCGAAUCGAAGGACAUCGUGGCUCUCAUGGAUCACCUCACUGUUCGCGACGCCCAGCGCAAUGCUCGCGACACCGAAAUUCUCGUCACCCUUGUGCGAAGCGCCGCGGAGAUGCGCAACCAGUUGGAUGACCUGAGGCAGUUCAUCAAGACCCAAGACACGAUGAUCAUGAACACCACCGACAAGCGAGUCAACCUUGCGGAGCAACGCAUUCUUGGCGGUCCCCGUCCUCAGCCUCAGACACCGCCUCGUAUCAACCGUACCUCCUCAGACGAUGAUAUCGAGACCAAGAAGAAGAACGUCUUUAGGCGCGCACUCAAGGGCCUCAGCUCUGGCAAGGGAGAUGGCGAUAUCAAGCACAUCGAGCAAAUGCUCGUUCAGUUGCUUGGUGAGGUCGAGGGCCUGAAGCAAGUCAACCAGCUUUCGUUGGACCAGCAGGCGAGGACGAAUAGUCUCAACUCGUAUGAAGAACUCCGAGCAAGCGGUGAUGCGGGUUACGAGCCAGAGGGCCGUGCCAACACUGCCUCUUCGCCAGACCAAUCUGGCUACUUCUCCAACCCUUCGUCUUCCCGCCGCAUCCAAGAUCUUCACUCUGGAUACGAUGUUGUACCAACGAACCGUAUUAGCACAGUACGGGAAGAGAGCGACGAGGAGUACGAGGAGCGUACCCGUACACCGGGCUACGAGAAUACCGAGCGCAUGACAACGCCAACCCAGGAAGCUUUCCCCGAAAAGCGUGCUUCGCUAGGAACUCCUCCACAAGCUUCAAGGGCAGCGCGGAACUCACAGAGCGAUGACACUACCCCGAAGCGCAAGCACAAGUCUAACUCGUCGUCCAUCUUUGGUAUUCCCAAGAUCUCGCGAUGGUCAAAGACCACUACCUCCACCAACCCAGAGAGCCUGCCACGCAACAGCGGGUCUGGAGAGAGGCGACCCCACUCCAUGCACUCCAGGUCUUCUUCCCAGGAUGACUACUAUGAUGACGAAGAACCAUAUGAGCAGCAUGCCGAUGACAGACUUCGUUCCAACACAUCCCUAGCAAGGGAAGAGCAGCGUUCGAUCCGUUCUGCACGCUCUCCGUCGCCUCUUAUCCCAGAGGACAUCCAAUACGAGAUGGAAGACCCCAAGUACCAGGCGCAUCGCAACUCGCUGAACCUGCAGCAUCCCCAGCCGCGACCUGGGCCAACCGGUCGUCACCAGAACAAUUUGGAGACGCAAGCGCAAAUCUACAAUCCUGUUCGCUCGAGCAUAGGAUCACCUGACUACGACCAAUGGGGUAGCAUGCCAUCGCUGGCACGCAACCGUCUUUCAGGCAUGUCGGCUCAACAGGGUGCUGGCAACCUGUCGCCAAUCUCAUCAGAUGGCUACAGCCAACACUCUGCUUCUGAGCAGCAGGCCGGCCCCCCUCGGCCUCCCAAGAUCGCGGAUGACGGCCCGCUCGUCCCACCACCACAGCUGCUUGCUGGCUACGGCCAGACAAGGCAGAUGUACAGCUCUCCGAAUGAGUUCGGUAGCCAGGGUGCUUUGACACCGCUUGCACCCAUUGCAGAGGUGCGUUACUCACUCGAGACUGACCGGGGCCAUCGCAUGACGCCCACUCCCUCGCCUCGCCCGAGCAGCCAGUACCUCCGCUCCGAGGCUAGUAUGAACAGCCCGCAGCGCAAGAUCACGGGCCCCAGGCCCAUGGGUAGCAGGAGCCCACAGCCUCAGAGCCCGCUACAGCAUUCGGACACUGUUGUUCGCAGGAAGCCGAUUCAGGACGAUGAAGAGUCUCUCGAGAGCUACCGCAGCAGUCUCGACUCGGAGAUUUUCUAG